Molecule: messenger RNA, 4198 nt
Organism: Rosa rugosa (rugosa rose)
Lineage: Eukaryota; Viridiplantae; Streptophyta; Magnoliopsida; Rosales; Rosaceae
Exons: 8
Coding region: 100-4131 (1343 amino acids)
Biological process (GO): protein phosphorylation
Molecular function (GO): polysaccharide binding; protein kinase activity; ATP binding
Source: RefSeq, a predicted model, not a curated record
CCUUUUGAACAUUAAUGUAUACUGUUAUGAACAAUAUAAUUCAUUCAGUCAUCAAACUUAAAUCACCCAAUCAUUUUCUCCCACCAGCUUAUUCUACCGAUGACUAUGCCUAAGCAUAAUCCUCUCUUCCCCAUUUUCUUCAUAUUCUACUACUUCACCUUCCCCUCAUGCCAUGCCCAAUACACACAGUGCAAGCAACCUUUCAACUGUGGUAACCUCACAAACAUAUCCUACCCUUUCUGGGGAGGACCCAAUCGCCCCCAAGAGUGCGGUCGCUUAGGCUUCGAGCUUAUCAACUGUGAAGAAGAAAAUCAACCCCCUCGCAUAAAAAUCGAAGAGCUAGAUUUCCAUGUGUCCGACAUCAACAACCAAGAUCUUCAUCACACCAUGACAAUCUCUCGCUCCGACCUCUGGGACAGUCCUUGUACUGAUCUCCUCGUCAACACCACUCUCGACUACACCCGUUUCUCUUAUGUCCAUACAGUUCGUAACCUCACCUUGUACUACGGCUGCCUCCCUCAAAACGAAUCCGUCCUCAACAGUUUUACGUGCAAAAUAGACGGCACAUCCAAGGACAGAGAUAUUGCAUACUACCUGGAUGAUUCACUUUCAAGAGUCGUGAAUCGGACGUCGUGUUCUACCAAAAUCCGAGUCCCCAUUUUAUCGGAUGGCUUUGAUGUUAUGUCUGAGAAUGCAACGGAAGCAGUGGAAAAGGUUUUGAGACAAGGGUUUCAGGUUGAGUACAGUGCGGAGUGGGAUCUCUGUAGGUCAUGCGUGAACUCUCAUGGCAUCUGUGGAUCGAACUCAACGACGGAUUCGUUUCUGUGCCUCUGCGGGGAUCGACCUUACAGUUCUACUUGUCGAAGGGAUUCGAGGCACCAAGUUGUCUAUGAUUUAGGUGUUUUUUCUGCAGGAACUAUGAUCGUCUUUUUUAUUGGCUUCGGUGUAAAACAAAGUAUUUCAGGGAAUAAUGAAAAGCACAAUGAAGAUGUCGAGGCCUUCAUUCAGAAAAUUGGACCUCUAGCAGUAAAAAGAUACAAGUUCUCAGAUGUCAGAAAAAUGACCAACUCAUUUGAAGUUAAAUUGGGUCAAGGUGGAUAUGGUGAUGUGUACAAAGGUAAGCUAUUGAACAAUUGUCAUGUGGCUGUGAAGGUUCUUAAAGAAUCCAAAGGGAAUGGAGAGGACUUUGUCAAUGAGGUUGCAAGCAUUAGUAGAACUUCCCAUGUUAAUGUGGUCACUCUUUUGGGGUAUUGCUUUGAAGGUAAGAAAAAAGCGCUCAUAUAUGAGUUCAUGCCCAAUGGAUCACUUGAGAAGUUCAUAUACAAAGACAGUAAUCCUUCAAAAAUCACUCCACACUUGGAAUUGGAAAAACUCUUCCAAAUUGCUAUCGGGAUAGCUCGAGGGCUUGAGUACUUGCACCGUGGGUGUAACACAAGAAUUUUGCACUUUGACAUAAAGCCACAUAAUAUCCUUUUGGAUGAGAACUUUUGCCCAAAGAUUUCUGACUUUGGUCUUUCUAAACUUUGUACAAGGAAGGAGAGUUAUAUAUCAAUGUUGGAAGCUAGAGGGACAAUAGGGUACAUAGCUCCAGAAGUUUUCUGCAGAAACUUUGGAGGAGUAUCUGUGAAGUCCGAUGUUUAUAGUUAUGGAAUGAUGAUUCUGGAGAUGGUUGGAGGAAGAAAGAAUGUUGAAGCUCGAGUAAGCCACACCAGUGAAAUUUAUUUUCCAGAUUGGGUUUAUGAGCAACUUGAGCAGGGGAGCAAUUUCGGUUUGCUCAAUGCAGUGACCGAAGAGGAAAAGGAAGUCGCGAGGAAGAUGAUCCUAGUGGGAUUGUGGUGCAUACAGACAAGGCCAUCUGAUAGGCCAUCCAUGAGUAAAGUGAUUGAAAUGUUGGAAGGAAGCAUUGAAGCCUUGCAAAUGCCACCAAAGCCAGUCCUAUCUGCUCCUGUAAGAACAUCACCAGAAUCUUCCUCCUUAUCAGUAGUAUCUAAAGAAGAUCUGAGAAAAUCCCGAGCGCAGAAGAUGAAGCGCAGCUGCAGCGCAAGAGCUCUUUGUUAUCAACAAUAUCAUUCACUCAUCAAACACAUAUCUUUUCUCCAUUUUCUUCUACCAAUGACUAUGUUUAAGCCUCAUCAUCUCUUCCGAAGAGCACCCCUCUUCUUCUUCUUCUUCUUCAUCUUUUAUUUGUUCAGGUUACCAUCUCUUCACUGCGAAGACGAUCCCCAAUAUUACACACGGUGCAACCAACCUUUCAAUUGUGGUAACCUCACAGACAUAUCCUACCCUUUCUGGGGAGGACCCAAUCGCCCCAAAGAGUGCGGUCGCUUAGGCUUCGAGCUCACCAACUGCGAAGACGAAAUUCAAUUCCCUCACAUAGUAAUAGAAAAGCUAGAAUUUCAUGUGUCCAACAUCAACAGCCAAGAGCUCUUUCACACCAUGACAAUCGCUCGCUCCGACCUCUUGGAUAGUCCUUGUACUGACCAACUCGUCAACACCACUCUCGACUACAACCGUUUCUCUUAUGUCCAAACUGUUCGCAACCUCACCUUGUACUACGGCUGCCUCCCUCAAAACGAAUCGGUCUUCAACAAUUUUACGUGCACAGCUAAGGAUAGAAAUAUUUCGUACUACGUGGAUGAUUCACUCUCAAGGGUUGAUGUUCUGGGCCAACCCACAUGUUCUACCAAAAUCUUAGUCCCCAUUUUUUGGGAGGGCUUUGAUGUUUUGCCAGACAAUGCAACGGAAGAAGUGGAAAAAGUUUUGAAGCGAGGGUUUCAGGUUGAGUACAGCGCGGAUUGGGAUCUCUGUAGGUUAUGCAUGAACUCUAAUGGCACCUGUGGAUCGAACUCAACGACGGAUUCGUUUCUGUGCCUCUGCGGGGAUCAACCUCACAGUUCUACUUGUCCAAUAUCUCAUGGCACCAAGUUCAACUGGGGAAUAAAGAUUGUCAUAGGCGUAGCUGCGACUAUUGCAGGAUCUUGUAUUUUAUUGUUUGUUAUUCUCUUCCGUUGGACUUCACUGAUUAGGGGAAAUGACAAUGAAGAUGCUGAGGCCUUCAUUCAGAACAUUGGACCUCUAGCAGUAAAAAGAUACAAAUUUUCGGUUGUAAGGAAAAUGACCAACUCAUUUAAAGAUAAACUGGGUCAAGGCGGUUAUGGUGAUGUGUACGAAGGGAAGCUAUUGAAUGGUUGUCGUGUGGCUGUGAAGGUUCUUAAAGAAUCCAAAGGGAAUGGAGAGGACUUUGUUAAUGAGGUUGCCAGCAUUAGUAGAACUUCCCAUGUUAAUGUGGUCACUCUUUUGGGGUAUUGCUUUGAAGGUAAGAAAAAAGCGCUCAUAUAUGAGUUCAUGCCCAAUGGAUCACUUGAGAAGUUCAUAUACAAAGACAGUAAUCUCUUGACAACCACUCCACACUUGGAAUUGGAAAAACUCUUCCAAAUUGCUAUCGGGAUAGCUCGAGGGCUUGAGUACUUGCACCGUGGGUGCAACACACGAAUCUUGCACUUUGACAUUAAACCACAUAAUAUCCUUUUGGAUGAAGAUUUUUGCCCAAAGAUUUCUGACUUUGGUCUUUCUAAACUUUGUACGAGGAAGGAAAGUAUUAUAUCAAUGUUGGAAGCUAGAGGGACAAUAGGGUACAUAGCUCCAGAAGUGUUCUCCAGAAACUUUGGAAGAGUGUCUGCUAAGUCUGAUGUCUAUAGUUAUGGAAUGAUGAUUCUGGAGAUGGUUGGACGAAGAAAGAAUGUUGAAGCUCGAGUAAGCCGCACCAGUGCCAGUGAAAUUUAUUUUCCAGAUUGGGUUUAUGAGCAUCUUGAGCAGGGCAGCAAUUUUGGAUUGCUCAGUGCCGCGACCGAAGAGGAAAAGGAACUUGCGAGGAAGAUGAUCUUAGUGGGAUUGUGGUGCAUACAGACAAAGCCAUCAGAUAGGCCAUCCAUGAGUAAAGUGAUUGAAAUGUUGGAAGGAAGCACUGAAGCCUUGCAAAUACCACCAAAGCCUGUCCUAUCUUCUCCUGUACAGCAAUUCACCACAAACAAAUCUGAAAGCAUUGUUUUGCUACUGUACAUAAACAUACACAAGCAGUGUAAUGUACAGGAUCUUAUCAGAACCUCCAACACUGUAGACUGCAUUUUUUAAACUUUUGCAUUGAAGAUACAAAUGGUAGGAUAAUAGGACAAUCAAUUGUCCUGAAUUGGUGGUUUCA